This is a messenger RNA of Balaenoptera acutorostrata (minke whale), 1179 nucleotides long. Its product is annotated as basic proline-rich protein-like. The transcript has a single exon. The coding region runs from base 1 to 1179 and encodes 392 amino acids. NCBI's taxonomy places the organism in Eukaryota, Metazoa, Chordata, Mammalia, Artiodactyla, Balaenopteridae. The record is from RefSeq and is a predicted model, not a curated record.
AUGGGGAAGGGAAACCCCAGCUUUCGAGGCUCUGCCUUCUCCACCGCAAGAAGACCAUUUAUUUCCCCGGCGCCCGAAGGACAGCGGCCGGGCUUCCACCCGCCCAUGCCCGGUCCCCUGAGCGGGCCCGGCGGGGGCGAGAGGGGCCGCGCGGUCCGGGCGACCCAGCGCUCCGCAGCUGCAGCCGCCGCGCCGGCCGCGCCGCCUCUGCACUUGUUGCCAUCCCCGAGGACAGGGAGGCGGCGGCCAUCCCCCGCGCCGCCGAGCCCGCUGCAGCACCCCCUUUCCACCUCCGCUGAUCCUCGCGCCCUCCGGAACCCUAGAGAAAGUAGCUCCGCGAGGGCGAACUCAGGUGAGGCGGCCAAACUUUUCCACCCCGGGCGGCCGGGAGACGCGGGGAUGGAGCCCCCAGAGAGCACUUACCCGGAGGUGCUGUCCCGCAGCCUCCGACGCCCGAGCGAGGCGCUGCCCCCGCGCCCUGCCCGAGGGCGCCCGGAACGCGCCGCCGGAGCCGGGCAGGAUCUCCCGAAGCGGCCCACGCCCGGCGGCGGCGCGGCUCGGGCAGCGCGAGGGGGCGGAGCCGAGGCCGCGCUCCGGGGCCGCGCUGGCUGUGCCCGCGGCGGGGGCCGCCCCCCUCGCUCCGCGCCUGCCGGCUGCCGCUGGAUCUCCGCCUGCCCGCCUCCCGGCCCCGGCAUCACAUGGCCGGGCCCGCCCGCCGCCGCGCCCGACACCGGCUCCAGGAGGAAACCUGAAGCUGCCCGACCGCGCGGGCUCCGCCGGCCCCCUCCCAACGCCCGCGGCCGCUUGCCUCGGCCUCGCUCCCCCGGCCCCGAGCACCGGGACCGGCGGGGGCUCCGAGCCCGGGGAGCGCGAGGUUGCGCCCUGGUGGCGGCGCCCGCGCGCCCCGGACCCCACUGGCCUCGCCUGGGCGCCGCCAGAGCGAGGGGUCGGCUGCCGGCUCCUGAAAGGAGAUGUGCCUUGGCCCGAGGCAGCCCCAGGCUGUCCUCGGCCAAAAGCCACCACAGUUGUGACUUAACGUGGCCCAUUUCUUACCUAAACAUCUGUAGACGCCCUCUUGUUUCUCGAGGCUCAGGUUCCUCAAGCCGAGAGCUUCGCGAGCUGCGAUUCUCUGCGCCUUCACGCCAGCAAGGGGCUCCAUUAGAAGUCACCAUAAUAUGA